AUGAAUCCUAAUAGUCUCGCCGUGUAUAUUACAAGCCUACUGUGGCUGAAUUUAAUAGAUGCUAAAAUUGGGUACUUUUGGCACAUCACAGAUCUUCAUUAUGACCCAUUUCACAACUCCCAAGAGUUUCAUAAAGGGUGCCGACACAAUCGCGCCAAUGUAGACCACAAUCACCGCAAUGGCCGACAUCGCGAUCAUACUUGUGACAGUUCCUGGCCAUUAAUACAGAGUGCUGCAGCUCUUAUGGCGGAACGACAUCCGGAUACUUUAGAAUUUGUUCUUUGGACAGGGGAUAUUCUGUCUUCUUCGAUGGAACACUUGAGUGAAGAGGUUAAGUUGGAAGCAGUGAGAAAUGUCACAGAUAUUUUAAGCAGAACAUUCAGCAGCCAGUUUGUUUUCCCAGCCUUGGGACAUAAUGAUCCACCGCCGUCGAAGAAACUCGUUGAUAUGUGGAUGCAGUGGCUGCCAACAGAGGCUUUGCAGACAUUUCAAACUGGUGGUUAUUAUACCAUAGAACAAUCCCACAGUAAGCUACGUAUAAUAGUCUUGAAUAGUGUUUUAUGGGCUGGAGGAGCAGCCAGGACUGAUGGACCCCACAGAGGCAGAGCCCAGUGGGAAUGGUUGGAACACGUAUUAAGUAAAGCCAGGCGAAAAAGUGAAAUGGUUUACUUGGUAGCACAUGCUGGUCCGGGAGUAGAAGAACGCCAUAACGCUGGAAGCGCCUCUGCAGCUGGUGGGGGUGAGCUCACGCCUACUGCAAAUGCCAGAUUGCUUCAUGUUAUCAGAGCCUUUAGCGACGUUAUUGCAGGACAAUUUUAUGGACAUCGCCACGCUGAUACAUUUCGGCUAAUUUACAGUGAAGGAAGACCAGUGUCGUGGGCGUUACUUGCACCAUCGCUAACACCUCGAGGAUCCGGUAGUAUUUCAAAUCCAGGGUUAAGGCUUUACAAGUUUGACUCUAAUACAGGAAAGGUAUUAGACUACACUCAGUAUUACUUAGAUAUAACGAACACAAGAGGAGAGCUACAUUGGGCUAUAGAGUAUAAUUUGACGCAGUACUACAGUUUGAGAGAAAUAAGCGCAACGUCUCUAGACGGUUUGGCUGAAAGAAUGCUGAACUAUCAUGAUCGGACGCUGUUUACAAAGUAUCUGACAGCUUUACGUGUACGACACACGACAGAUACGUCUGAUUGCGAUGCGACAUGUGUCCACGUUCAUUACUGUGCUAUCACACGUGCUGACUAUCACGAGUUCCGCGCUUGCGUCCGCAACCCUGCUUCGGCUCUGGCGUCGCGCGCUCCACACACAUCUGCUGCUGUUUUACUGUAUGCCAUACUGAUAAUUAUUUCGUCGUAA
Parnassius mnemosyne (clouded apollo) is the source of this 1356-nucleotide messenger RNA. NCBI's taxonomy places the organism in Eukaryota, Metazoa, Arthropoda, Insecta, Lepidoptera, Papilionidae. The record is from the annotation of a GenBank genome assembly.